GUAAAUGUCAGCGUCUGUCUCGUCAGUUUGAUUGUGAAUAUUGUGAUUGUUAUUACUAGGAUAUUUGUAAUCUGUAGACAAACAAAUUCGCGAUAUUUUGCUCUAACGUUUAAUUUGCUUUUCAAAACUAGUGUAUGACUAAUGUGACUAAGACGAGAGAAAUGAAUGUACUUGUUAUAGUAAUAACAAUUCUUCUAUCUUUGAUAUCUGUGUUGUUAGCAUUAUUACAACAUUAUUAUUUUAUGUUCACCAUAUACAAGAAGCCAACUUUAAGAUUUUAUUAUCCAGAAUUUGAAGACUUGAUUCCAACGGAUCAACAUAAAUACACGGCUUUAGAUUAUCCCAUACCGUCAGACGCUCAUAUCGAAGAUUCAGUAUUAAAUGAUCUGACAUCAGCUCUACAGUCAGAUUCAGAAGAUAUAAAAAUAAGUGAUCGAAGUAAAAGAAAAAUGGGCACCAAUUCAGAAGUUUAUAAUACGAUCCAGGCUGCCUUAGCUUUUAAGAUUUCUGGUAAAAAUAAUAAAGCUAUGAAGCUAUUUGAACAUGCCAGUGCAUUAGCUCCUGAUAAUGCUGAUGUUUUAAAUUGGUAUGGUGAGUUUUUGGAGCAACAUCAUGAUAUUUUAACUGCUGAUGAAUUGUAUUUUAAGGCUUUAGCUUACUCACCUGAUCAUAAAGCUGCCUUGUCAAACAGAAAACGCACAGCACCCGUAGUAGAUAGAUUGGAUUACAGGAUGUUUCAAGAAAUUGACAAAUUAAAAGAGGUUCUAAAAAGCAGAAUGAAAUUGGAUAAUUUUGAUAGUGUUAAAAAGCAGGCAUAUUAUUUACACAUAUACCACACAGUUGGUAUUGAAGGCAAUACAAUGACAGUAGAACAACUGAGAUACGUUUUAGAAACAGGCCAUGUAGUAAGUGGUAAGAGUCUUUUAGAGCACAAUGAAGUAUUAGGUCUUGAAAAAGCUAUGCAGUAUGUAAAAUUAUUAACAAGAACUGAGUAUAUUGGAGUUAGUGAGAUUUUAGGCAUACAUAGAAGAGUUAUGGGUCAUGUAGAUCCCCUCAAAUCUGGAGUAUUCAGAGAUGAAAAGGUAUUUAUUGGUAGUCAUAUUCCGCCCCCGCCUGAGGAAAUACCAGCCUUAAUGAACAAUUACGCAGAAUGGCUCAAUUCUGAAGAAGCUCAUAGUAUGCAUCCAGUAAGAUAUGCAGCAUUGGCUCAUUAUAAAUUAGUUGAUAUUCAUCCUUUUGUUGACGGAAAUGGACGCACAAGUAGACUAAUAAUGAACCUCAUUCUGCUUAAAUCGGGAUAUCCACCAGUCAUGAUUUUGAAAGAACAAAGAGAGAAGUAUUACGAUUCACUUAAAACCGCCAAUAUUGGGGAUGUAAAGCCAUUUGUUAGAUUUGUGGCGCAAUGUACUCUACAAAUAUUAAAUAUGUAUUUAUAUGGAACAAGAGGUUUAUCAAUAGAUCAAGCUCUUGAUGGACCAGGACACCCAGGAAAUGAAGUAGUUGGAUAUUAAGUAAUGAUGUUGGCAACAAUUAGCUAAACAACGGACCAAAGAAGCAUUUAGGGAAUCCAGUUAAUUAUAUUUAAAUUAAUGUAAAUAUAUUAAUGUUGUGUUAUUAA
This is a messenger RNA of Anthonomus grandis grandis, 1618 nucleotides long. RefSeq names its product protein adenylyltransferase Fic (gene Fic). Gene Ontology annotation, molecular function: protein binding. The record is from RefSeq and is a predicted model, not a curated record. NCBI's taxonomy places the organism in Eukaryota, Metazoa, Arthropoda, Insecta, Coleoptera, Curculionidae. The coding region runs from base 135 to 1511 and encodes 458 amino acids. The transcript is spliced from 5 exons.